Molecule: messenger RNA, 1295 nt
Organism: Oryza sativa Japonica Group (Japanese rice)
Lineage: Eukaryota; Viridiplantae; Streptophyta; Magnoliopsida; Poales; Poaceae
Product: GATA transcription factor 19
Biological process (GO): regulation of DNA-templated transcription
Molecular function (GO): sequence-specific DNA binding; zinc ion binding
Source: RefSeq, a predicted model, not a curated record
GAGACGCCGAGACGGACAGGGAGGCAGACAUGCGCGCACACACACCCACCCACCCGCAUCGCAUCGCAUCGCUCCCCGCGCCGGCAACGCAAAAUCUCGUCCACUUCUCCCGCAAAACGCCAACCAAACCCAAACCCCACACAGGUGAGCGGCUGAGCGAUCGAGUCUCCUCGUUAUAAUAAGCGGAUUUGCCACCGCGUACGCCGCGCCUGCGCUAGCUCACAUGCCCCCGCCCGCUUCGCCUCGCCGACCACGGCUCGCGAUCGCAGCCAACGAGACAGACGAUAGUACCCUCCUCUCGAUAUCUCUCGCCGAUCGAUCGAUCGAUCCACCAUUGUUAGGUUGAGAUAAUGCUGCAGGAGCUGGCGCCGUGCACGUGCGGGAUGCUGUACGGCAGCUGCGGCGGCGGGUGCGGUGGCGCCGCCGCGGCGGCGUCGGCGUUCUCGCUGCUGUUCCCCAUGGCGGGCGGGCAGUACUACUACAGGCAGUGCGGCGGCGUCGCGGAGGAGGACAGUCGGUCGCCGUACGGCGGCGGCGGUGCGGCGGUGGACUGCACGCUGUCGCUCGGCACGCCGUCCACGCGGCGCGCGGAGGCGGGCGCGUACGGCGGCGGGCUGCAGCCGUGGGACGUGCCGUCGUCGGCGCGCCCUGGCGGCGGCGGCGGCGGCAAGCAGGACGGCGCCGGCGUGGCUCCUUGCAACAAGGAGGCCCCCGCCGCCGGCCGCCUGCCUCGCCGCUGCGCCAACUGCGACACGAUGUCGACGCCGCUCUGGCGAAAUGGUCCCAGGGGACCCAAGUCGCUGUGCAACGCGUGCGGGAUCCGGUACAAGAAGGAGGAGAGGCGCGCCGCGGCGGCGGUGGCGCCGACGCCGCCGCCGUCGCUGGACACCGGCGCCGGGUACGCGUACUGCUACUCGCGACAGCCGCCGCCGCCACCGGCGCCGCAGUGGGGAUGCUACGGCCAGGCCGCGGCGAAGUCGGCGUCGUACGCGAUGUUCGACGCGGCGGACGACGGGCCCUGCCUGUCGUGGCGGCUCAACAUGAUGCCAUCCUCGCCGGCGUUCGCCGUCGGCGAGCGGCCCGGCCUGUUCCAAUACUAUUAGCUUAGCUAGAGACCCUAGAUCAGUGUACUACUACUACUACGAACUAAUUUUGAUCAGUUUAGUUUAGUUUAAGCAAUGAGAUCGAUCGAUCGAUGACCAGAGUUGUACUGUUUGGAAUUAACUAGUUCCACCAUUAAUUAGUUACUAGCAGCAGUAUAAUUCCUAUUGCUCGCGUGCCAAAUUUGUUCUUUA